Molecule: messenger RNA, 831 nt
Organism: Cylicostephanus goldi
Lineage: Eukaryota; Metazoa; Nematoda; Chromadorea; Rhabditida; Strongylidae
Source: the annotation of a GenBank genome assembly
UCAGCGGAGGUUAAUGGAAAGGCAGUGAUUCUUACUACCGGUGGAUUCAGUGCCGAUAGAAACGAGGAAGCCAGUCUGCUGCAUGAAUUUGCCAGCGACAAGGUGAUUGGUAUGGAUAGAGUACAAGUGCAUCCCACUGCAUUUGUGGAUCCCGCUGAUCCAGGAGCUGGCACGAAAUUCUUAGCCGCGGAAGCUUUGAGAGGAAAGGGAGCGAUUUUGAUCAACAUGGAUGGAGUUCGCUUUGCCAAUGAGCUAGGUCGACGUGAUUAUCUGACUGGUAGAAUUCUGCAGGAUUGCAAACCUAUCGUAAAAUUCAAUAACGGCUCCGCUGGUCUGACAUCAGCUAUCAUGCUCAUGAAUGACGAGGCAGUAGAUGGUUUUGGUCGAGCAUCUUUCAGUUUCUAUCAUAUCGUUAAGAAAUUCUUCACGAAAUAUGAUACCAUGGAAGCUUUUGCCACCGCUGCCGACAUACCGUAUCCCAAGCUCAAACAAACUAUCGAGGAUUAUAACAAGUAUGUAGAGAAAAACAAAGAUGGCAAAAAAGAAAAGGACUCCUUUGGAAAGACAGUGUUCCCCGUAGCUUUUGAUCUGAAUAAACCAGUCUACGCAGCUAUAAUCACUCCUGCUAUUCACUAUACCAUGGGCGGAUUGAAGAUUGAUAAGCAGGCACGUGUGAUCAACGAGUACACCACGGCACCAUUCAAGGGACUACUGGCAGCUGGAGAAGUUACUGGUGGCGUUCAUGGUGCCAAUCGACUUGCCGGAAACUCCCUACUUGAAUGCGUUGUAUUCGGAAGAGUGGCUGGACGAAAUGCUGCAGCUACGAAUUAU